Penaeus monodon (black tiger shrimp) is the source of this 531-nucleotide messenger RNA. RefSeq lists its product as uncharacterized. Lineage: Eukaryota; Metazoa; Arthropoda; Malacostraca; Decapoda; Penaeidae. The transcript has 2 exons. The annotation marks the transcript as partial. The record is from RefSeq and is a predicted model, not a curated record.
CGAACAGCGUUUUGGGGCGGGACCCCACCGCCGACGACGGGGCAUGGCGGCGCCCAGGUUAUCCCGGCGCCCUUUUCCACUUCGGUCGUCACGACCUCGUCCUCGACCUCCUUCUCUCCGGCCUCGCCCUCUCCCCGCACGGCGCCCCCCGCGGGCACAGCCGUCACCAAGGUCCUCGUCACCCCGGCCGCGCGGCACUCCGCCCCCGCGCGCCCCAACCUCCUCGGAGGGCCGGGCGCCGCGGCCCCCACGCCCGCCCUCUUCUCCAAGCCCACCAUCCGGCGGGGCAGCACCAUCGCCACCAUCAGGUUCCGCGUGCCCGACAGCAAGUCCUCCCGCAGCCUCGACGGGCAGGACGGCGAGUUCCCGGCGCUCAUCGGCUUCGUCCACCGCCCCUCCAGACGGUCGGCGCACGAGGCGGAAGCCCACGUCUUCGGGGGGGUCCUGACCCCCCAUCGGCCCCUGUCGGCCCAUACCAGUAGGUCUGAACAUUUCUACCCACUUGUUAAAAGACUAAAGAAUUAUCUCUAA